AUGCGUUGGGCACCAAAUGGGCAAAGCGUCCUACUGAGGUGCUGUACAAUCAAAGUACCGAAUAAGAUCUAUGUUGGCACAGACCUCGUCACAGCCGGUUCUUAUUAUGAGGGUGGAGUCGUUGCCAAGAAGGAUAUGUACUAUCCAAAGGGACGAGAGUACGACUUCAUCGCUAACGUGCGAACUGAACACGUCCUACUGAGGUGCUGUACAAUCAAAGUACCGAAUAAGAUCUAUGUUGGCACAGACCUCGUCACAGCCGGUUCUUAUUAUGAGGGUGGAGUCGUUGCCAAGAAGGAUAUGUACUAUCCAAAGGGACGAGAGUACGACUUCAUCGCUAACGUGCGAACUGAACAAGGUGGAGUACGUGUAUGGGUCUAUCGGAUAGCAUGUGGAGAGAAGGAUCGUCGUGUGGAGUUUGAGCCGAUAAUGGUUGCACAACCACAACAACCUCUAUCUCAGCCUUCUGUCGAAAGGCUCACAGUGUCAGAAUUCUCUCAUUAUACUAUUACUUCUUCACUGGGCAUAAUCGUUUUGAAUGUUUGCCAGCCCAGAACGCAAGGAACAUCUAAACAGAAUCAGAACGUGCUGUGA
This is a messenger RNA of Ostertagia ostertagi, 594 nucleotides long. NCBI's taxonomy places the organism in Eukaryota, Metazoa, Nematoda, Chromadorea, Rhabditida, Trichostrongylidae. The record is from the annotation of a GenBank genome assembly.